Messenger RNA from Exophiala spinifera, 1992 nucleotides. RefSeq lists its product as uncharacterized. Bases 1 to 1992 code for a protein of 663 amino acids. Gene Ontology annotation, molecular function: zinc ion binding; DNA-binding transcription factor activity, RNA polymerase II-specific. The transcript is spliced from 2 exons. Gene Ontology annotation, biological process: regulation of DNA-templated transcription. Lineage: Eukaryota; Fungi; Ascomycota; Eurotiomycetes; Chaetothyriales; Herpotrichiellaceae. The record is from RefSeq and is a predicted model, not a curated record.
AUGUCCGGAGUUCGCAAGAGAAGGAAAACAGGUUGUUUGACCUGCCGUCAAAGGUACAUUCGAACGCCUUCUCGCGAAAGACGUGCUCACUUGCUAAACUCUUCAAGGCGAAUCAAAUGUGAUGAGCGCAAACCCACAUGUGAGAGAUGCGAGGCAUCAAAUAUCCAUUGUGCCGGGUACGAGCAGAUGCGAUACAUCGAUGUCCGGCAUCGUGCGCCGGCAGAAUCUCCGCAAUACCAGACUCCUUCAGACAGUGCUACUUCAACAAGAUCUCCCUCCCAACCGGUCGCCCACUUUGAACGGGAUGGACUGCCCUUGAUAGCUCUGCCGAACAAUCCGACUCCUGUACAGCGGCCACACUCGAGAGCACGGGAUAUAUUGGCAUACCAUCAGUAUAUCUUCCGCACGGUCCCUGUGUUGUUUCCGGCCUGCUAUUUCCAUUUUUGGAGAGACAUGCUUUGCCAGGAAGCAUGGGAGACCGAGUGUAUCUACGACGCAAUCAUAGCUCUGGGUUCCUUGCACAGAGCGUCCUUGCUUUUGGCACGGUCCGAGGACAACGCUCGGAGCAGAGGAGCCGACACCAAGGUCACGGCGCUACAGACAUACACUAUUGCUAUAGAGGGCCUUUCGAGACAGCUAAAGUCGCAGCCACCGGCACCGGAUGUUUUGGUGGCAGUUCUGCAGCUGCUGGCAUAUUUCGAAUGUUUCAACGGCAAUAUUUCCGCCGCAAUUCGGCACUACCAUAUCGCAAAGUACUUUUAUCUCAGCCUGUCCCUCGAAGAAGGGAAUAUCGACUCACUACUGCCUAUCAAAUCUUCUCUACGGCAUGUGAGUUUCCUCUGCCGCGUUAUGCUUCCCCUGCCCAUCAGCUUGUUUGGCGCCGAGAACUCGUGCAGACUUCACCCAGACGAGAGACGGCGCACCCACUUUCUCGGACGAGACAAGGAUGGGCCGCUAUUGUCCGAGUACAUGCAUCAGCUCCUCGACGUCUUCUCGGCGGAAGAAUUCGUCGCUGAUCUAGUAUGGAAUUCUUUUGUCAAGAACAUCGAAGAUGUUUCGUCGGAAAGGAUCAUGUCUUUCCUGCUUGAAGUAGACGAUUGGAAGAAAAGGUUCAAUGACCCUUCACUGAAGUCGGCGGCUGAGCAAUACCCCUCCGGACUGAGUAGGCGGGAUAUCGACGGGCUCUUGAGCACACAGCUGCAGCAACGUCCGCAACGCACCUAUCAGUACGCGCUGACGGCUGCGCUCUAUCACUUCUGCAUGGCUAGACUUAUGUGGGCGCUGUCUCGCGUUAAUGGCGAUGACGAGGUGUAUGAGCUUUCGGCCUACUUUCACGUCAACGAAGUCGUCCAACUAUCCCAUUGUUAUUCAGACACGACAGGUGUGGGCCAAGGCCGGGAUCAGGAUCACUGGGUCUUUGGAGAGGCCUUGGAAAUCGGCUUCAGCGCCAUGUUGUAUCUCUGUGGGCAAUGCUGUCCGUGUAACCUGUGGAGGGACUUUAUUAUUGAACGCCUGCAGCUGAUCGGCCGCGAGGGCGUGUACAACGGCCCAGCUUUCGCAACGGCGCUGACGAUUCUCCGUGCGUUCGAGCCUGUAUCCAAUACGGCAGCGCCGCACUCAAGCAUGCUCGGUAGGCUUGGUCCCCCCCGGUCGCGGGUCAUACCACUGUUGUUCACCCAAAAGGAUGGCCAGGGUUUCAAACUCUACCUACUUGGUCCUGCGCCCAACAGGAGUGAUCCCGUGCUUGGAGACUACGAGGUGCUCUCCUUAUCCCAGUGGACCACCGACGAACAGGGUGCAAUGCAAGAACCGGUCACCGAAACUUUCGGAGGUAACAAUAAUACUACUCAACCGGCAGGUCCACCAAGGCCCGGUUCUGAGUGGCUGCUCAGCCAGUCUGUCAUCAUCGACUGGAUGGACACCUUCCGAAGUUCCGAGUUCGAUGUCGAGCUGGCCAUACGAGAUCACAUUGACGGAGUGCGGCUAUCCUGA